Drechmeria coniospora is the source of this 2637-nucleotide messenger RNA. RefSeq names its product cutinase G-box binding protein. NCBI's taxonomy places the organism in Eukaryota, Fungi, Ascomycota, Sordariomycetes, Hypocreales, Ophiocordycipitaceae. Gene Ontology annotation, molecular function: RNA polymerase II cis-regulatory region sequence-specific DNA binding; DNA-binding transcription factor activity, RNA polymerase II-specific. Gene Ontology annotation, cellular component: chromatin. The record is from RefSeq and is a predicted model, not a curated record. Gene Ontology annotation, biological process: regulation of transcription by RNA polymerase II. The transcript has 8 exons. Bases 1 to 2637 code for a protein of 878 amino acids.
AUGCACAUGCGCUCGCUGUAUUACAAGCAAUACACCCACGGUACAACGGCACCCGAGUACGGAGUACCUCUCCUACCACUCCUGCUCGUGGCGUCCAUCGGCGUCGUCCUCUACGAGCGUCGCCCUGACCGGACCAGCCAAGGCCGGCCGGCCAGAACGUUUGCUUCUCCAUCAUCCCCUCCCCACCGACGCCAACCAACCGACUCCACCCCUGCGACGUUCAAAUCAUCGGCCGAGGCAGGGAUUCGGGGAGGUGUGGACACGAUAGACGCACAGAGGCGGCGGCAGGCGACUCCGUACGAGUACCGCACAGUAGGCGCAGCGCUGUACGGAGUACGGAGUACAUUCGUCCACGGUGCGUGGUGGCUGUACUUGCUUGGGCUGCCCACGUUCGAGUGCUGUGCAAGCAGUGUCAAGCACCGAGUGCAUGUACUGUAUGUGCAGUACUCCUACUCCGUACCUACAGUACACCACAUGCACGUACUCCGUACCUACACCUCCAUCGUCCUCGCCCUCCUUUGCCCUCGAGGUCGUCGUCCACCGCUCGAUCUUGGCCCGCCUCCGCAGCAACAGCAGCAGCAGCAGCAGCAGCAGCAGCAGCAGCAGAUCAAGAGACUCCGCUCGCCCCCCUCCCCCCAGCCCCAUCCUCCUCCGCGCUGCCUGCUCGAGGGACGGCCGCUCGUCCGUUCGUUCCUUACCCGACAUCUCGACCGUCUCGCCAUUGACCUACCGAGUCCCCCUUCCGAGACGUCGUCGACGCCGAAGCUACCGGCUGCACGUCACCGCCGCCCACGACGCCGCGAGCCGACGACGGCACUUGCCACGCCCGUCGAGAUUGAACGAGUCAAAGAGGCGGAACCGGAGCGACAGACGACGACGCACGACGACGGAUCCCACCGUCCGACGCCGAGCAUCCGCCGACAGCCCACGGCCAUGGACAGCGUCGUGCUUCCCGUCAUGGCCCCGGUGCCCGGCUUCUACUUCCAGCAGCAAGGCAAGCUCGAGGCGACGUACCCGAUGGUGCCCGUCUUGCCCUCGACGCCCAUGUACUCGCGGCCGGACCCCUCCUGCUCGCAGCCGCCGACGCUUCUGAGCAACGGACCGUCGCUCGUGACGGCCAGGGGCUCGCCGCCGCCGCCGCCUCCUCCUCGCAAGCCCUUUGUCGUGCUCGAGACGGACCUGGCCGACAGCCUGUGCUACCCGUCGACGCCGCCCCUGUCCACCUCGGGCAGCGCCGUGGGCAGCCCCAAGAGCGCCCUGGACAUGCUGCAGACGCCCAUGAACCCCAUGUUCUCGGGCCUCGACGACCUGCCCGAGGUCAAGAUGGGAUUCGACGCGGCCGAGGCCACGUCGGUCCUGGACUGGUCGAGCUGCGGAUCGCCACCCAUGACGCCCGUCUUCAUUCAAUCUCAGCCCGCCCGUUUUCCCUCGCUCGAGUGCGCGGCCAGCGACCUUUCCACCGAAGCAGCAUCGUGUCCGUCCCUGUCUCCAUCGCCCACGCCGUACGCACGAUCCGUCGUCUCGGAGCACGACGUCGACUUUUGCGAUCCCCGCCACCUGACGGUGUCCCGCCACGGUUCCCACCAGGCGCCCUUGGCGGCCGAGCUCGCCUUCAGCUACGCCCACCCGUCCUGCCCGGCCGCCCACACCGCGAGGUUUGAGCCCUCGGCCGUCGGCGGCUUCGGCGAGGACGAGCCCAAGGCGCAGCUGCCGUCGACCGCCGGCGUCCCGUCGUCGCGGUCCGCCUUGGACUUUCACGCCGCCACGGCCCACGGCCUCGCCGGCUUCGACGACAUUUCCGACCUCGAGUCGGAGCCCGACUUUGGCGGCUUCGUCGACCUCGAAGGCGACGGCUGCUGCCUCGCCGACGUCUCUCGCCCGCGGGCCUGCUCCGGCUCGUCGGUCGUCUCCCUCGGCCACGGCAGCUUCAUCGGCGGCGACGCCGAGCUGGACCUCGACGAGACGGCCCCCUGGCCCUUUCCCGACUUCCAGCACCUUCCCUCGACGCUCGACGCGGCCGAGGACGUGCACGAGGACAAGCGACGGAAGCAGGCGGCCGGCGACAUGGGCACCUUCUCGGCGGCGUCGACGGUGACGGCGGUGGCGAGCGACGGCCCGUCCUCGGCGCCGAGCCCGCGGGCCUCGGACAAGGCCGAGUCGGUGGCGUCGGACCCCAACGACUCGUCGGGCUCCGAGGCGGCCACGCCCCUGCCGGCGCCGACGAACCGUCGCGGCCGGAAGCAGUCCCUCACCGAGGACCCGUCCAAGACGUUCGUCUGCGAGCUGUGCAACCGACGCUUCCGCCGCCAGGAGCACCUCAAGCGCCACUACCGCUCCCUGCACACGCAGGAGAAGCCGUUUGAGUGCCACGACUGCGGCAAGAAGUUUUCGCGCAGCGAUAACCUCGCCCAGCACGCGCGCACCCACGCCGGCGGCGCCAUGGUCGUCGACCUCGCCGACAACGACGACGAGACGGCCUACGACGACGACGCCGCCGCCGACGCCGCCAACCCCGACGUCGCGCGGUACGGCAAGGUCCUCUUCCAGAUGGCCUCGGACCUUCCGGGCAGCGCGAGCGAGCUGUCGUCGGAGGAGGGCGCCGCGUCGGGCAAGAAGAAGCGAAAGCGAGGCAACUAG